This is a messenger RNA of Truncatella angustata, 1998 nucleotides long. RefSeq names its product aldehyde dehydrogenase domain-containing protein. Gene Ontology annotation, molecular function: oxidoreductase activity, acting on the aldehyde or oxo group of donors, NAD or NADP as acceptor. Lineage: Eukaryota; Fungi; Ascomycota; Sordariomycetes; Amphisphaeriales; Sporocadaceae. The record is from RefSeq and is a predicted model, not a curated record. The coding region runs from base 487 to 1998 and encodes 503 amino acids. The transcript has 3 exons.
CUCGCUUUAACGAACAAAUUCGUGAUUUUAACCACGCAAAACACAUGUCUGGAAGAUAUGAUGCAUACGCUCGCAUACACUUGCUAUCUUUGGUAAUGCCAUCAAUUGCCAUGGAGUGAUUGGCCUAAGCGAGCUAGCAGUCGACGUUUUAUCUUAGCUCGAUUCCAGGAUAAGCACUGUAAGGCUAGCCUAGAAGUAAUUGUCUAGUCUACAUCCAAGAUCACCCAAAUCGCCUUCCUCGCAUUGCAUAGCGAUUGAGGAUAAUGCUACAGGUGUCAAUUAUCAUCGAGCUCGUUACCUAAUGGGCCUCAAGUUCCACAUGUUGUCCACGGGUGGAUCGGAUCUUCUCUCAAGCCCAGCGGCCGGGCUCAAUCUCAAGCUUAUUACGGCGUUGGAGCACGUUGAUGGGUUGAGAAGACUCUUUCAUAAAGAACAAAUCAUAGCAAAACAGUCUACUAUUCUAAGACGAAGUAUAAUCCAUACAACAUGACACAAGAUCUAAUUGUACAGCUGACCGCACCGAACGGAAGGACGUAUCAACAGCCGACUGGUCUGUUCAUUAACAACGAAUGGACAGCGUCAGCCGACGGUGCACAGAUCACAUCCAUCAAUCCCACAAAUGAAGAACCCAUCGUUUCUGUUUCAGCAGCGUCCAAGACUGACGUCGACAGGGCUGUGGUCGCUGCCCGGAAUGCCCUCCAAAACCCGAGCUGGCGAAAAAUGUCGCCUUCAGAUCGAGGGCGACUGCUCAUGCGCUUGAGCCAACUGAUCGAAGAGAACAGAGAGACUCUGGCGACGAUUGAGACGUGGGAUAACGGCAAACCAUACGCGAUCGCCCUUAGUGACGACUUGUACGAAACUGCCGAGGUGUUUCGCUACUAUGCAGGAUUUGCCGACAAGGUCUUUGGCCAGGUGAUCAGCACCAACUCGGACAAGUUCGCAUAUACGCUUCGAGAACCGGUGGGUGUGUGUGGUCAGAUCAUUCCAUGGAAUUUUCCUUUGGCAAUGGCCGCAUGGAAGCUCGCACCAGCUCUCGCGUGCGGCAACACCGUCGUGCUCAAGGCCGCGGAGCAAACGCCCCUCUCGAUCCUGUUCCUCGCGACCCUGGCGGCGGAGGCCGGCUUCCCGCCGGGUGUGGUGAAUAUCAUCAACGGGCUGGGAUCGGUCGCCGGCGCCGCGCUCGCGUCGCACAUGGACAUCGACAAGAUCGCGUUCACCGGCUCGACGGACACCGCGAGGCGCAUCAUGGGAAUGGCGAGCGCGAACCUGAAGAACAUCACGCUGGAGACCGGCGGCAAGAGCCCCCUCGUCGUCUUCGACGACGCCGACGUGGAGCUCGCCGCCUUCUGGGCCCACGGCGGCGUCAUGUAUAACCAGGGGCAGAUAUGUACCGCCACGUCGCGCAUCCUCGUGCAGGACGGGGUCUACGACAGAUUUCUCGCCGCCUUCUUGGCAAACGUGAAGGAGAUCUCAAAGAUAGGUGAUCCGUUUGAUGCAGAGACGUUCCAGGGUCCGCAGAUCUCCUCGGCCCAGAUGACCAGGAUCCUCGAGUAUGUGUCAAUCGGAAAAUGCGAGGGUGCGAAGCUUGCCCUUGGGGGCGAGCCUUUCAAGCACAACGCGGACGGAAAGGGAUACUUUGUCGAGCCCACCGUGUUCACAGAAGUCCUCCCAGCUAUGCGCAUCUUUCAGGAGGAGGUCUUCGGCCCUUUUGUCGUCAUCUCACGCUUUAGCACAGAAGAGGAAGCAGUGGCGCUGGCGAACGACUCGGUCUAUGGCCUCGGUAGUGCUAUCUUUACCGAAAAUAUCGGAAAGGCGCAUCGAAUCGCUCGGGAUAUUCAUGCCGGUAUGGUGUGGAUUAACUCCAGUAAUGAUAGUGAUUGGCGUAUUCCCUUUGGGGGCGUAAAACAGAGCGGCAUUGGGAGAGAGCUCGGGGAGGCUGGAUUGGACGCUUAUUCGACCGUGAAGGCAGUCCAUGUAAAUAUAAAACCGAAAAUGUGA